Messenger RNA from Dreissena polymorpha, 741 nucleotides. RefSeq names its product neurotrypsin-like. NCBI's taxonomy places the organism in Eukaryota, Metazoa, Mollusca, Bivalvia, Myida, Dreissenidae. Bases 208 to 741 code for a protein of 177 amino acids. Gene Ontology annotation, cellular component: membrane. The transcript is spliced from 4 exons. Gene Ontology annotation, biological process: proteolysis. Gene Ontology annotation, molecular function: serine-type endopeptidase activity. The record is from RefSeq and is a predicted model, not a curated record.
AGUAAAAUAUUGAAAAGGAACGACGAAAUAACUAUACGGUAUAUACUGCUAACGUUUUGAAUUCAUGUUUUAGUAAAAGAGGCAAGAGUACAGUUGGUUAAUGGUCCUAAUAAAAGAUCUGGACGUGUAGAAAUUAUUAUCGGUACUGAACGAGGUACUGUGUGUGACGAUAAUUGGGACGACAACGACGCCAAAGUCAUCUGCAAAAUGCUCGGAUAUGAUGGUGGGAAAGCGCUGAAUGAAUCCCACUUUGGUCAAGGCAGUUCGAGUAUACUUCUGGAUGAGGUACAUUGUGACGGAACCGAAUCAUCCAUCAUGGCAUGUCGCCAUUCUGGUAUUGGGUUUCAUAACUGUGGGCACCAUGAAGAUGCAUCAGUUGUAUGCAGCUCAAAAUGUGGUCGUCGACCUCUGGAACAUUAUUCAAGACAGAAACGUAUAGCUGGAGGGGAAAAUGCAGAAAAGGGCUUCUAUCCAUGGCAUGCUGGAGUUCGCAAACGAAGCAGGAGAUCAUCGCAUUUGUGUGGAGGAAUAAUUUUGAACGACCGUUGGAUCCUUAGCGCAGCGCACUGUUUUCGUGAUGACCUGAUUGCUAGCGAUGAUGACCUAAGUGCUGGCGGUGAUGACCUAAACGGCGGCGGUGGUGAACUGAGCGCUGGCGGUGAUUGCCUGAACGGUGGCGGUGGUGACCUGAGCGCUGGCGGUGAUGACCAGAACGCUAGCGGUGAUGACCUGAAUGCUUAA